Mytilus californianus (California mussel) is the source of this 1017-nucleotide messenger RNA. RefSeq lists its product as uncharacterized. The coding region runs from base 1 to 1017 and encodes 338 amino acids. The record is from RefSeq and is a predicted model, not a curated record. NCBI's taxonomy places the organism in Eukaryota, Metazoa, Mollusca, Bivalvia, Mytilida, Mytilidae. The transcript is spliced from 6 exons.
AUGGUUAAUGGUUCCAAAUCUUCUGCAUGUGAUGGUGUUUUAUUUUGUGAUGUUCAUGUUGUUCAAUCUGUAGCUUCUGCAUGUGAGGGUGUUUUAUUUUGUGAUGUUCAUGUUGUUCAAUCUGUAGCUUCUGCAUGUGAUGGUGUUUUAUUUUGUGAUGUUCAUCUAAAUGUUAGUAUUGUUUCUGUACGCUUUUGUGCGAUAAAUGUUGGUAUUGUUUCUGUACGCUAUAGUGCGAUAAAUGUUGGUAUUGUUUCUGUACGCUAUUGUGCGAUAAAUGUUGGUAUUGUUUCUGUACGCUAUAGUGCGAUACAUGUUGGUAUUGUUUCUGUAUGCUAUUGUGCGAUAAAUGUUGGUAUUGUUUCUGUACGCUAUAGUGAGAUAAAUGUUGGUAUUGUUUCUGUUCGCUAUAGUGAGAUAAAUGUGUGUAUUGUUUCUGUACGCUAUAGUGCAAUAAAUGUUGGUAUUGUUUCUGUACGCUAUAGUGCGAUAAAUGUUGGUAUUGUUUCUGUACGCUAUAGUGCGAUAAAUGUUGAUAUUGUUUCUGUACGCUUUAGUGCGAUAAAUGUUGGUAUUGUUUCUGUACGCUAUAGUGCGAUAAAUGUUGGUAUCGUUUCUGUACGCUAUAGUGCGAUAAAUGUUGCUUCUGCAUGUGAUGGUGUUUUAUUUUGUGAUGUUCAUGUUGUUCAAUCUGUAGCUUCUGCAUGUGAGGGUGUUUUAUUUUGUGAUGUUCAUGUUGUUCAAUCUGUAGCUUCUGCAUGUGAUGGUGUUUUAUUUUGUGAUGUUCAUCUAAAUGUUAGUAUUGUUUCUGUACGCUUUUGUGCGAUAAAUGUUGGUAUUGUUUCUGUACGCUAUAGUGCGAUAAAUGUUGGUAUUGUUUCUGUACGCUAUUGUGCGAUAAAUGUUGGUAUUGUUUCUGUACGCUAUAGUGCGAUACAUGUUGGUAUUGUUUCUGUAUGCUAUUGUGCGAUAAAUGUUGGUAUUGUUUCUGUACGCUAUAGUGAGAUAAAUGUUUAA